Messenger RNA from Triticum urartu, 1560 nucleotides. RefSeq names its product B3 domain-containing protein LFL1-like. NCBI's taxonomy places the organism in Eukaryota, Viridiplantae, Streptophyta, Magnoliopsida, Poales, Poaceae. The record is from RefSeq and is a predicted model, not a curated record. Gene Ontology annotation, molecular function: DNA-binding transcription factor activity; DNA binding.
AAGGGGCAAGAGCCAGAGUGCGAAACGCGGAACCCAAACCAGGCGGCCCCCGGAUUUGAAAACUCACGAGGGAAGGGAGCCAGCCAUUUGCCUCGAACCCCGCGGGGAAUCCCCAUGCGGAAAAAACGCCAGGAGCGGCCUCCCCGCGCCUCCCACCCGGCGCCUGCCACCUUGCGCCCGCGCGGUUGGCCGCGCCCGCGCGCCCUCGGCAUCUCCCCGUCGGGCGCUGGCUCCCCACCUGCGCCCAUUUCAGAGCUCGCCCGCCACUUGGCGCCGCGCCCCCGUCUCCGCCCACCCAUCCCGCCCAUAAAUGCGCCCCGCGCUGCCCCAACCCUAGCCGCCUUGACCUCCCCCUCCUCCCCCCGGCCCGCCGGCAUGGCCGCCAUCAGCAGCAGCAGCAGCAGCAGCAAGCGCCGCCCCCCCUCCGCGUCCACCGCCUCCUCCUCCUCCGGCGACGGGAUCGGCGAGUACCGGCCGCAGCUCGUCACCCGGAAGCGGAGGUCCGGCGGGCGCGGGCCCCGCGGCGGCGUCCGGUGGAUGCCGGCGAUCCGACCAGUAAAUGAGCUGGAUUUAAAUAGAGUUGCUCUAGAUCCAAAUCAUCAAGUGGCUGGGUUGCGAGUUAUUCUGCAGAAGGAGCUCCGUAAUAGUGACAUAAGCCAGCUUGGGAGAAUUGUUCUCCCGAAGAAAGAGUCGGAGGCUUACCUCCCAAUUCUGACAUCAAAGGAUGGCAGAAGUCUACGCAUGCAUGAUUUGCUAAAUGCACAACUGUGGACAUUCAAGUACAGAUACUGGCCCAACAACAAGAGCAGGAUGUAUGUACUUGAGAAUACUGGGGAUUAUGUCCGAACCCAUAACCUUCGAGUGGGAGACUUCAUCAUGAUAUACAAAGACGAUGACAAAAACCGAUUUGUCAUCCGAGCAAAGAAGGCGGGAGAUGAUCUAGUUGCUUCUUUGCCACAAUUCCACGAGCAUAUCUCUUCCAUUCUGCCAAUUCCAGAAGUUGGUGACUAUGUGUCUCUAAUCCCACCACCAGCUGACAUCUCUGCCUUUGCGCCACAAGCUGAUGAGAAUUACGAGAUGUUCGAUGGGAUUUUCAACUCUCUACCAGAGAUACCGGUAGCCAAUGUGAGGUACUCAGACUUCUUCGACCCAUUCAGUGAUUGUAUGGACAUGUCGAAUCCCGGCCUGAACGCCAACAACUCAGCUAACCUUGCCAGUCAUUUCCAUGAUGAGAGGACUGGGCUUUCUUUGUUUCCCAACCCAAAGUCUGGGCCUCUGAUGUGAGAACCAGCAAAACUGCUGGCUCCUAGCAUACUACCCUACAUGAAGUUCAGAGUCACCAGCCUUGACGCCGUAGCUGUACAUCCAAAUAAUUGGUGUCCUCAUUUUGUAUUGUACUGUAUAUGCUUAACUGUUGCUUAUGUGUAGAAGGUUUCGAUUUCUGCUUUUAACUUGAAGGUUUCAUCAGACGCAAAUGCUAUAACCGUGUUCAGUUCAGUGCACGAGUGUUGUUCUGAUAUUUUCAAGCUUCUGAACGUGCAAAUACAAAGACGAAAGAUG